Molecule: messenger RNA, 1528 nt
Organism: Eutrema salsugineum
Lineage: Eukaryota; Viridiplantae; Streptophyta; Magnoliopsida; Brassicales; Brassicaceae
Product: RING-H2 finger protein ATL52
Exons: 1
Coding region: 193-1323 (376 amino acids)
Biological process (GO): protein ubiquitination
Molecular function (GO): transferase activity
Source: RefSeq, a predicted model, not a curated record
GAUUUGUCCAAAGAUAUUAAUCCAGACACAGAGAAAAAUACACUCUUUAUCGCAGAGAGUCCCACAUGAUAAGGACAUAGAGAGAGAGAGCGAUACUUCACCUCUCACCAUCUCCUUCCCCUCUCUCUCUCUCUCUGCUUCUUCUUUUUCUUGCUCUCUCUUUGUCUUCUCGAACAGCAACACCACCAAUCAAUGGGUUCUACGUCAAACCCUAAUCCAUGGACUCCAUAUGAUUCCUACAACGACUGUUCACAGGGAGUCUGCAACAUCUACUGUCCUCAAUGGUGUUACCUCAUCUUCCCUCCUCCUCCUCCUUCUUUCUUCCUCGACGAAGACGACGACUCUUCUUCCUCCUCCAACUUCUCCCCUCUCCUCAUCGCCCUAAUCGGACUCCUCGCCAGCGCUUUCAUCCUCGUCAGCUACUACACUCUCAUCUCAAAAUACUGCCAUCGCCGCCGCGAAACCUCCUCCUCCGAAACCCGUGAUCGCGGCGGUCUGUUCUCCUCCUCCGCCGUCGAAUCCAGGCAAGGAAACUCGAAUGCGGCGGCUAGCGACGGCCUCAACGACACUCUGAUCAAAUCGAUUACGGUUUACAAGUACAGAAAGAACGAUGGAUUCGUCGAUUGUUCCGAUUGCUCUGUUUGUUUGAGUGAAUUCGAAGAGAACGAGAGCUUACGGUUGUUGCCGAAAUGCAAUCACGCGUUUCAUCUUCCUUGUAUCGAUACUUGGUUGAAAUCUCACUCCAAUUGCCCUCUCUGCCGCGCUUUCGUCACCGGAAUUAAUCCCACCACCGUCGUUACCCAAUCGAGCUCCGUUCAUCCAAUCGCCACGGAAUCCGGUAACCGCGGCGGAGGAAAUUUGGAGAUCAGCUCGGUUAUUUCCGGUUACCAGCAUCGAACCGGAGAUUCCGUCGUCGUGAUUGAAGAUCUGGAAACCGGAUCUCGGAACAUUAGCAGGAGAUUGCAGUCACAGUCACUGGAAGAGCAACGGGAAACAAAGGAUGAUGAUGAAGAUUCGCUGCCGAUUCGGAGAUCGGUAUCCUUGAACUCAGGGACAGUGUUGUCGAUCGCUGAUGUGCUACGAGAGAUCGAAGACGAGGAGGGAGACGAAGAAUCCGCCGGAGUAGGAACUUCGCGGCCGCGGCGAGAGGAAGGGGAAGAUGAACACGGCGAGUCGAAGACGCCUCCACCGGCGGUGGAUCAAAGAAGUGGAGUAUCGAGUUUUCUGAUACGGAGUUCAGUGGCGAUGAAGAGAUCCGUGUCGACGGGAAGAUUCAUCUUCUCCAGGUACGACCGGUCACGAAAUUACAGUUUACCCAAUUAAAUACCUUCAUUUUUUUCUUUCUUUUCUAAGAAAUGUUUAUGAAACAGAAUUUCUCUUCCACUUUUUACUGUAGUUACUAUUUUAGUGUUUAGUGAUGAUAAAUUUUACACAGUUCACUUAUAGUGAUCACUUUUUGAUCAUUAUUUUAAGUAAUCUGUUCCCUCCUGAAUUUAUGGAACAUCCAGUACAAAAGAAAUGUGGUUUA